Molecule: messenger RNA, 1755 nt
Organism: Penicillium subrubescens
Lineage: Eukaryota; Fungi; Ascomycota; Eurotiomycetes; Eurotiales; Aspergillaceae
Product: ubiquitin-specific protease UBP6
Exons: 3
Coding region: 1-1755 (584 amino acids)
Biological process (GO): regulation of proteasomal protein catabolic process; proteasome-mediated ubiquitin-dependent protein catabolic process; protein deubiquitination
Molecular function (GO): cysteine-type deubiquitinase activity; proteasome binding; protein binding
Source: RefSeq, a predicted model, not a curated record
AUGCCAUCUAUACCAAUCAUCGUCAAACAUGCGGGCAAACGCCACGAAGUCGAGCUCGAUCCCGAAGCCAACGGCGAAACCUUGAAAUAUCAGCUAUUCUCCCUGACUGGUGUUGAACCUGACCGCCAAAAGGUCCUGGUGAAAGGUGGCCAACUCAAGGAUGACACUCCCCUCGCCUCCCUCAAGGCCAAGCCAGGACAGACUUUCAUGAUGAUGGGCACGCCAUCCGGGGGUCAAGGUGCUGCUGAUCUUGGUCGCCCUAAAGAGGUCGUCAAGUUUUUGGAGGAUAUGACAGAGGCUGAGGUUGCGCAGCAAGAGGGAGCGACUCCUGCUGGUCUACAAAACCUAGGCAAUACCUGCUAUUUGAACUCUACUCUCCAAACUCUCCGAGGUAUCCCUGAGCUGCAGGAAGAGCUUCAGCGGUAUCAGGCGAGUGGCUCUUCUGGACAGUCUGGCCUUGCGGACCUCAGCAGCUUUGGUCUGAGCGGCUUGGGUGGCUCAAGUGACCUGACUGCCUCCCUUCGGGACCUGUUCAAGCAGAUGUCCGAAACGCAAGAGGGCAUCCCCCCACUCAUGUUUCUGAAUGCCCUCCGAACUGUCUUUCCUCAGUUUGCUCAAAGGGAUCGCAAUGGCCACGGCUACGCACAGCAGGAUGCCGAAGAAGCAUGGUCUCAGAUUGUGAAUCAACUGCGCAACAAGCUGACCAUCACUGAUGGAAGUGGGGAUUCUGCGUCCCGUGUAUCUUUUGUUGAUAAGUACAUGGCCGGUCGAUUUGACUCGGUCACCGAAUGCGACGACCCCACUGCUAAGGCAGCCGGCGAGGAAGCCACCAAGUCCUCUGAUGUUUUCUUCAAGUUGGAUUGCCACAUUGGAAAGGAGACCAACCACCUUCAAGAUGGUAUCAUGGCAGGCUUGGAAGAGCAGAUUGAGAAGCAGUCCCCGACACUCGACCGCAACGCUUUGUAUACGAAGCGGUCGCGUAUCUCUCGCCUGCCGACCUAUCUCGCGGUUCAUUUUGUGCGUUUCUUCUGGAAACGUGAGACUCAGAAGAAGGCCAAGAUCAUGCGUAAGGUAACCUUCCCAGCCGAGCUUGAUAUUGUGGAAUUCUGUACCGAGGAGCUUAGGAAGAAACUCGUGCCUGUUCGCGACAAGGUUCGGGAGAUCCGCAAAGAUGAAUUGGAUGUCGAGCGAUCUCGCAAGCGCCAGAAGCUGAACAACAAGCAAGUGGAGGACCAGAGCAAGGAAGAGGAGGCUGGAGCUAAAUCAAGCAAGGAGCCGAUGCAGAAGAAGAAAGAAGCUACAGAGACUAAGAGCAAGACCAACGACAAGGACGGCGACACCGCGAUGGAAGAGAAUUUCAAGACCGAUGCCGAGUACGAGGCGGAGAAGAUGGAGGAUAUCAAGGCUGCCAAGAAGGAGCUCUAUGAUCUGAUCAACCAGCACUCUUCUGGAGACAGUGGAAACAACCAGUCUGGCCUGUAUGAGCUUCGAGGUGUCAUCACCCACCAGGGUGCCAGUGCCGAUAGCGGUCACUACACCGCGUAUGUGAAAAAGCAGGCCCGCAAAUCAAAUGGCUCUCAGCCCGGUGACAAGCGCCGUGAGGAGGAGGAGGAUGGCAAGUGGUGGUGGUUCAACGACGACAAGGUGACCGAAGUAGAGGCUGAGAAAAUCGAGACACUCUCCGGCGGUGGCGAGACCCACUCGGCUCUCAUUCUGCUCUACCGAGCUAUCGAUCUCCCUAAGUUGGCGGAGUGA